This is a messenger RNA of Purpureocillium takamizusanense, 1570 nucleotides long. RefSeq lists its product as uncharacterized. The transcript has 2 exons. Bases 379 to 1158 code for a protein of 259 amino acids. Gene Ontology annotation, cellular component: ESCRT I complex. The record is from RefSeq and is a predicted model, not a curated record. Gene Ontology annotation, biological process: protein targeting to membrane; ubiquitin-dependent protein catabolic process via the multivesicular body sorting pathway; protein targeting to vacuole. NCBI's taxonomy places the organism in Eukaryota, Fungi, Ascomycota, Sordariomycetes, Hypocreales, Ophiocordycipitaceae.
CUGAAAUUCAUUAUACACGUGCCGGCCGCCGCCGCAGCCGCCGACCACGUAACCGCGAUUCCCUCCCGGCAAAACACACAAUCCGCAACGCCAUGGCGAGCUUCCCGCCCGCGCCGCCGCCCAAGCCCGGCAGCCACGAGACGAGCCGCAUGGGCACGCCGUCCAGCGGACCUCCCUUGCCGCCUCCUCCUCCUCUCCUGUCGUCGCAGCAACAACCACAACAUCAGCAGCAGCAGGGACAGCAGCAGCAGGGCUACUCGGCGGCGACGGCGGGUGCGGGUGCGGGUGCGGGUGCAGGUGUGGGGGGCGGCGCGGACGACGGCGGGCUCUUGGGCGACGUGCCGUUCCCGCAGUCGGACGUCGGGCCGGACCCCGGCGAUGGAUGGCUGCCGAGCAUGCUGCAGGACAAGUCGUGAGAAGACCCCCUUCCUCCCCGUUUUCUCUCUCUCUCUCGUUUUUCCUCUUACUCCCCAUUGUCUGCAAACCAGUCCUUUGUUUCCACUGACCGUGGUGUUGAUGGUGGUGGUGGCGGUGGUGCCCCAUCAUCGAUGGAACGUACACAGCACCCAAGACCUCGCCGCGCUGCUCGCCUCGCCUCCGCUCCUCAGCGCGCUCACGCACGCGCCGCACACGGCGCACCCCACGCUCGCCGCCUCCCACGCCGACCUCGCGCUCGCGCUCGCGCAAAACGCCCGCCUCGCCGCCCACCUCCGGCGCAUGGCCGCCCGCCUCGCCCGCCAGCGCUCCGCCACCCAGGCCCAGCUGCUCGCCACCCACGCCCUCGAGCGCCAGUGGCGCCAGCGCCAGUCCGACAUGGACCACGCCCUCGCCCCCUUCUCCCCCGCGGGCCUGUACCAGCGCCUCGCCCAGGGCCUCCAGGAGCAGGGCAACGUCUGCCUCGCCAUGGAGGAGAGCUUCCUCGAAGGCGGAGGAGGAGGAGGAGGAGGAGACCACAUCGCCGCCGACGCCGGUACUACUACUACCACUGCCGGUAUAGCCGGCGCGCGUGGUGCCGACGCCGCUGCUGGCGGGGGCCAGGCGUCGGAGCGCGAGGUGGCGGACUGGGUGCGCAGGUAUAGGGAGGCAAAAGUCGAGUACUACUUGCGGCAGGAGAGAAAGGAGAGGUGGGAUGAGGGCCGCGUGGGAGGCUGGAGGUGAAUGACGACGAGGAAGAUGAUUAUCCAUGGUUCCGUUGAAGAAGCGACAGAAUAACGACGACACGAACGACCUUGACAACAUCAAGCACCAUAACAAACACGGACAUCCGGACGGGCACGACACACAAACCGCAAAGACAGGAUGCAACACGGGAGGCUCAAGCCACAUCAGUGGUGCAAAUUCCAAGCUCUGAGAGACGCAUGCCCUCCCUUUCGCCUGUAUAUACAUAUAUUGGCCCGGCGAUCUCGACAACUAUGUGCUUCUUCGUCCUCGUCUUUUUAUUCUCGUGUCGUCGUUAGGAAAAACUGCGCGCCGUGCCAUGUGGUAUAUCUAGCGACGCUCAUGUGCCCAAACAACCGCCCUCCUCCCUCCUCACUUAGACGUGUUUCCCAGUAGAACGUGAGGAAGGACC